This is a messenger RNA of Lolium perenne, 720 nucleotides long. RefSeq lists its product as uncharacterized. NCBI's taxonomy places the organism in Eukaryota, Viridiplantae, Streptophyta, Magnoliopsida, Poales, Poaceae. The record is from RefSeq and is a predicted model, not a curated record. Gene Ontology annotation, molecular function: serine-type endopeptidase inhibitor activity. Gene Ontology annotation, cellular component: extracellular region.
UCCUUCCAUUAGCCGCGUACAGAUUGAGAGAUAGAGAGAGCUACAGCAGCCAGAGCAAGAAAAUCCUUGCAAGAGAAGAACGAAAUCCAAGAGAGAAAAAGAGAUGGGUAGAAGAGGAAGCCCGGCGGCGUUCCUGGUGUUCUUGGCCGUUCUAGCCGUGCUCCUCGCAGCUCUUCCCCACCUCGCCGAAUCCAGCGGCAGGCACCACCACCACCACGGCCAACACUCCCAUCUCCAAAGCAGAGGGCACGGAGACGAAGAGCAGGCGCCGGCGGCGAAGGUGAGGAGGGAGUGGCCGUGCUGCGACAACUGCGGCAGUUGCACCAAGUCGAUCCCGCCGCAGUGCCAGUGCAUGGACGCUGUGCGCGGCGGGUGCCACCCGGCGUGCCGGGAUUGCGUCAAGUCCGCCCUCAGCGUCCACCCGCCCGUCUAUCAGUGCAUGGACCGCAUCCCAAACUUCUGCCAGCGGCGCUGUAACGCCGUCGCCGCCCACUGACCCAACCCAGCAGACCGGCCAACUGACCCAACGCGGCAAUGCCCACCUACCGUCACCGGCGACGAAGAAUCUUACCAAGUCCAAUAGUCUAUGCCAUUGCCAACGUGCCUGCCAGUUUUUAAUUAGCCGCGGCUCUUGUCUUUGUUGACUGAAUACUCUGUAACCUGUACGGUGCCUCUGUUUCCCCUCGAUGCAAUGUAAAUCUGAAGAGAGAGUUUAUCUAA